Messenger RNA from Diaporthe amygdali, 435 nucleotides. Its product is annotated as caax prenyl protease 1. The record is from RefSeq and is a predicted model, not a curated record. Gene Ontology annotation, cellular component: ribosome. Gene Ontology annotation, biological process: translation. Bases 1 to 435 code for a protein of 144 amino acids. The transcript has 2 exons. Gene Ontology annotation, molecular function: structural constituent of ribosome. NCBI's taxonomy places the organism in Eukaryota, Fungi, Ascomycota, Sordariomycetes, Diaporthales, Diaporthaceae.
AUGUCGCGGCUCUUCGCCCAGUCUGCGCUUCGCGCAGCUGUCCGCGACGUCGCACGACAACCGACCUUGACGAGGUCCUUCUCGUCCCUCCCAGCCCUGCGCCCAGGCCUGUCCGCACAGCCUAGCCUCUUCGCACGGAGGCCCGCCGCCGGUCUCCUCGCGCCCAGCGCCUUCACACCCACCACAACAGCAACGACAGACGCAGUAGGAGCAACGGCGGACGUCGUGCCCCGGGCUGCCAUCACAUCACACCCGGCGCUCGCCGGCGUCGGCUCGCAGAUCCGCUGCGGGCCCCGGCGGUACAUGAACAUGAACCGGCCGUCGCGGCUGAUCCGCAUGCGCAGGCACGGGUUCCUGAGCCGCGUGCGCACCAGGAGCGGGCGGAAGAUGCUGCAGAGGAGGAAGACCAAGGGGAGGAAGAUGCUGAGUGCUUGA